AUGGCUGCUGUCACCGAAGCCACUGCCAAGCGCUUCUUCUCCUCUCCCCUCUUUGCAGUGGUGGGAGCUAGUUCCAACCCCGCCAAGUUUGGUCAUAAAGUCCAUGCCUGGUAUCUGAACCAUGAUCUGCCCGUCACUCCCAUCAACCCCGCCUCACAGUUCGUCGACGUGAAUGGCGAGCAGCACCCCACCAAGCCAGAUGUCAAGGCCCUGCCGCAGCCAAAGGACACAUCAGUCUCCAUCAUCACUCACCCAGGCAUCACCCUCAACGUCCUCAAGGAGGCCAAGAGCGUGGGAAUCCCUGCUGUCUGGCUGCAGCCUGGCACUUUUGAUGACGAGGUCCUAAAGUUCGCCUUGGAAGACGGAGCUUUCGAGGCUGUUGUCUAUGGAGAAGGAGGCAGAGGCUCUGAGGGCUGGUGCGUUCUGGUGGACGGCGAGAAGGCCAUGAAGGAUGCUGGGAAGUUGUAA
Trichoderma gamsii is the source of this 468-nucleotide messenger RNA. RefSeq lists its product as hypothetical. The transcript is spliced from 2 exons. NCBI's taxonomy places the organism in Eukaryota, Fungi, Ascomycota, Sordariomycetes, Hypocreales, Hypocreaceae. The record is from RefSeq and is a predicted model, not a curated record. The coding region runs from base 1 to 468 and encodes 155 amino acids.